AUGUACGACGAAUCAGUGGUUCCCGUAAAAGUGGAGUCCUUCAGUGGAAUGGCUGCUAAAAGCCCAAUCAGCCAUUGCAUCAAGACGGUAUUGCGGAGAGCUUGCGUGGAGAAGCGGCUCACAGUCGGACUCCUGCCAGCCAUCCAAUACUUGUCUAACAACUGUAACGGGGCGCUAUUCUGCGUGACAACCGAAGCGCCACCUGGCGACAGCGCUACUCAUAUGCAGGAAGUCUUGCUGCAAGCUUUCUGCGUUGAGAAUGAGAUUUAUAACAUCAAGGUGGACUCAGAAUUGAAGUUGAAGAAGCUGCUCGGCUGCUCGCACAGGUCGGCGGACUUCAGCUGCAUCCUCGUCCACUACCCUUACACGGACCCGUUUAGCGACAGCCAGGACAUUGACCUCUCCGUCCUUUCGGAGGCCGAGAGAGACCUCAUCCAGUACUGUAACAACAUCUGGGGCCACUCCCAAGUGCCGGUAGUCAAGCUGCCCGAGAAGUCCAACAUGGUCUGGAGGCCGCUCAAUUUAGCAGAGGUGUGUCCGGCACACACUCACUUAUCAGCCUGCUCCUACUUCGGCUAUGUGUACUUGAAUUUGCUGGUCCAACUGUUCGGGGACUCUGAGGACAGGAGAAUACAGCAGAAGCUGCGCCAAGACUCGGAGGAUGAUGAACAGGAGAGGAUCGUGGGGCAAAUAGAGAGUUUCAAAUAUGGGAAGCAGAGGGAAGAGGAGUACGACUUUAUAGUCGUGGGGGCCGGUUCGGCCGGCUGCGUAGUAGCUAACAGGUUGUCGCAAAACAAAAAAUGGAAGGUCCUAUUAUUGGAGGCUGGCCCAGAGGCGCCGGACGUGACUCUGGUGCCAGGUCUGUCGACAGCACUCCUAGGUUCGAAUAUCGACUGGGGCUAUAGUACGGAGCCCGACGGAAAGAGUUGUUUAGCUUUCGGUGGAAGGUGCUCUUGGGCGAGGGGUAAGGUAAUGGGCGGUUCCAGUUCGAUCAAUUCUUUGGCUUAUAUAAGAGGGAACAGAGCCGAUUACGACGGCUGGGCAGCGAUGGGCAACGACGGUUGGAGUUACAAAGACGUACUGCCUUACUUCAAGAAGUCCGAGAGAAACAUGAACGCCGAGGGUCUCGAUAGAAAAUACCACGGCGUUAGGGGCGAGCAGUACGUGUCUCGAUAUCCCUACGUCGAUAAACCGUCGAUCAUGAUGACGGACGCCUUCAACGAAAGGGGACUUCCCCUGAACGAUUAUAACGCCCAGCGCCAAGAAGGGGCGAUGCAGUCGCAAGCCUUUUCCUUAGACGGCGAACGGGUCUCUGCCAACGUCGCCUUCAUCCGCCCCAUAAGGUACAGGCGGAGGAACUUAACGAUCAAGACCAACGCCGAAGCGUUCAAAGUACUCGUGAACGGCCACAAGAGGGCGUACGGUGUGAAGUAUACGAGGGAUAAACUAACAUACACGGCCUUAGCGAAGAAGGAGGUGAUCGUUAGCGGCGGUACGAUAAACUCGCCGAAACUGCUCAUGCUGUCUGGCAUCGGUCCGAAAGAGCAGUUGGAGAGACUGGGCAUAGAAGUUGUACAGGACUUGGCCGUCGGCGAGAAUCUGCACGACCACGUGACUUUCAACGGCAUGGUUAUAUCGCUCGCGAACGACACCGCAACGUUAUUGAACAACGAGGAAGUUGUGAAAGAAGUGAAGAGAUACCACCACGAGGAUAUUAAAGACGGCCCGUUGUCAGCAAACGGGGCUGUAAGCUCGAUAUCGUUCUUCAAGACCCGCCCGGACUUGCCGGCGCCGGAUAUCCAGUACCAGGUGGACAGCGUCAACUGGGAGGAGUACAUAAAAGAGCCCGCGGACUACGACAGUACCAGGAUAUUCCCCACCGGCUUCUACGACGGCCUGAUGCCGAGGACGAUGAACCUGGUGCCGAAGAGCAGGGGACGGCUAUGUCUCAACGCGACCGAUCCGAACGGGCCGCCGCUCCUAUACGCGAACUAUUUCGGCAACGAGGAGGACUUCGUGCCGCUGAUAAAGGGGAUCCGCUAUUUGUUGUCGCUGGAGGAUACGAACGCCUUCAGAAAUAUGGGCGCGCGCUUCGUUAGGAUAAAUUUGCCGGGCUGCGAGCGCCAGGAAUGGGGAACAGACGACUACAUUGUCUGCUUGGCGAGACAUUACACGUCCACCACGUAUCACCCCGUGGGGACGUGUAAGAUGGGCCCCAAAUGGGAUAGGACCGCAGUGGUGGACCCCAGACUAAGGGUGUACGGAAUAUCUGGAUUACGAGUGAUAGACGCUUCGAUUAUGCCCGUCGUAGUUAGGGGCAAUACAAACGCCCCGGCUAUCAUGAUAGGCGAAAGGGGCGCGUCUUGGGUAAUAGACGAUUGGCUUCAUGGUGACCGUCGUGGU
Molecule: messenger RNA, 2403 nt
Organism: Iphiclides podalirius (scarce swallowtail)
Lineage: Eukaryota; Metazoa; Arthropoda; Insecta; Lepidoptera; Papilionidae
Source: the annotation of a GenBank genome assembly